Pantherophis guttatus is the source of this 3180-nucleotide messenger RNA. RefSeq names its product solute carrier family 25 member 51 (gene SLC25A51). The record is from RefSeq and is a predicted model, not a curated record. Gene Ontology annotation, cellular component: mitochondrion. Gene Ontology annotation, molecular function: NAD transmembrane transporter activity. Lineage: Eukaryota; Metazoa; Chordata; Lepidosauria; Squamata; Colubridae. Gene Ontology annotation, biological process: mitochondrial NAD transmembrane transport.
GGGCGUGGCGAAAGGAACUGAUUUUUUUUUUUUCCCCGGCCGGCCCGGGCUUGAGGGCGGAGGGGAACUUCUCCUGUCAGUUUCAGGCCGCUGCGCGUCGCUCAGGGGGUCUUGCCUGCCUCGGUUGUAACGUGCGCGUGAGGAGCAGCGAUGCCUCCUCCUCCGCCGCCGCCGCCAUGAAGGAAGCCCGCGCGGGUCAGUGAAUUGGCGGGGAUUGGUGAGGAGUAGCUGAGGCAGAACAGUUUGAAGACCUGCUCCAGAAUGCUACUUAUACAGAGAAAACCUUGUUUUGUAUCAUAUAGGAAAGGAGAAGAGAAUACCUAUGUGAGAACACAACAAGCAGCAUGGCGGAUUCAGAAGACCUUUUGCUUAAAAAGGCAAAGGCAGAUCAAACUGGUAAUCGCAUUGUAAAAGUUAACUCAGGCAAACAUUACUUAUGUGGUUAUUGUGCAGCCAUUACAAACAUUGCAAUAACUUUCCCAAUCCAGAAAGUCCUCUUUCGUCAACAGCUGUAUGGGGUACGAACCAGAGAUGCAAUAUGUCAGCUACAGAAAGAUGGAAUCAGAAAUUUGUACCGAGGUAUCCUUCCUCCGCUGAUGCAGAAGAGCACAACGUUGGCAUUGAUGUUUGGCCUAUAUGAAGAUUUGUCUUCUGUGCUCCUCAGACACAUAAGUGCACCUGAAAUCUUUGCCCGGAGCUUAGCAGCUGUGCUUGCUGGGACCACAGAAGCUGUCUUGACCCCUUUUGAGCGUGUGCAGACACUUCUGCAGGACUACAAACAUCAUGACAAAUUUACAAACACCUACCAAGCUUUCAGAGUUCUUCGAGAGCAUGGGGCCAAGGAAUAUUAUCGGGGCUUGGUGCCAAUCCUACUUCGGAAUGGUCCUAGCAAUGCUCUCUUUUUUGGCCUGCGAGGGCCCAUCAAGCAAUGCCUACCAGAAGCAACAACUUACAGUACUCAUCUGAUCAAUGAUUUUAUAUGUGGAGGGGUAUUGGGUGCUAUGUUGGGGUUUCUGUUUUUCCCUGUGAAUGUUGUCAAAGCCCGCAUGCAAUCACAGAUUGGUGGGGAAUUCCAGUCUUUUUCCACAGUCUUUAUGAAGAUUUGGCUGGAGCGUGACAGGAAACUGACGCAUCUCUUCCGAGGGGCCCAUCUAAAUUAUCACCGGUCCCUGAUUUCUUGGGGAAUAAUUAAUGCAACUUAUGAAUUCUUGCUUAAAUUACUAUAAUUGGUUAUUAAUUUUCUCUCUUCGGUUGAGCAUCGGACAAUCCUGAACUGUCAGUUUCCAGAAUAUAAUGGGAAAACACUCGCACGUAUCUCUUGACUCCAUAACAUUUGAGAAACUAAAUUGCCAACAAAUGGUGGUUUCGGUUGGUAUGGAUAUCAGCUAUUUAAACCGUGCCUAACUAGUUCAAAAUAUAAUUGUAUUCAAUCUUGUUCUUGGCCUGCCAAUCUAUGGAUAUGGCAGCUGUAUGACUAAAACAAUUAACUGAGAAGUUUCUUGAAAUAUAAAGCCAGCGGGUUGAUUCACUCAAAGCAUAAUAAAAUUUCAUGCUGGCCUAUGAAAAUUUGCUCCAGGUCACCUUCAGCUUUAUUCAACUAACACUCCUGGUGAUCCAAAGAAUGCACUUCAUAGAAAAUAGCAGAGCAAAAAACCCUGAUAUUUAAUUUGUUGCUUGACCAUUUGUAACAAAUGGUAGCAUUUUUUUUGUAAUAAGUGGACCUUGAGUUUCCAUGAAGCUUCAUGUUCCCCCUCUCGUUUUUUUUUUUAUGAUGAUGAUGAUGAUGAUGAAUAUUAUUGUACUUUGAAAAGAGACUGCCAAAUGUAGAAGAGAAAACUCUUGUUCUAAAACAGGCUCCAAGUAGUUUUGGAGCACUACUGAUGCAAAUGACAUCUUGUCAAAAUUAGUAUUAAAUUUUAGAAACUGGUGGAUUUAUCGCUACUAUUAAAUAGUGGGUGUUGACUAUGGAAGAAAGAGAAAAGCACUGAAAAGCUUUAAAAUAUUCUUCAUCUUGCACUGUCACUGAAUUUUUCAAUGUCAAUUAGGUGUUUAAAUUAUUAAUUUUGGUGAAAUACUCAAAUCCAGGGUGGUGGUUUCUUUUACACACACACACACACACACACACACACACACACACACACACACAGACACCGUUUUCAAGUUUAUAAAUUUUGGUACAAAUUUGGUAAACUAACCAAAAGUAAACAGGAUAAAAUUCCAGGUACUAUUUACUGAUAAAGUAUAAAUGAUUGAAUGAGUUAUACUCUACAUCAACCUAAGGUCUAGUGAAGCAGAAUUGUUGCAUACCAAAAUGAAAUGUUUAUUGCCAUUUUCCACAGUAUUUUACUCUGUUGAAAAAGAAAUUACAGAGCUAUUUCACACACCACUCAGGAGUGUUUAUGCUGAGGAUAUAUGAGUUUGCAAAAAGCUAGCUUGCCCUUUGCUUUUCCUUUAAUGUAGAUUUGUCUUCAUACAAGAAACUCUGGCAUAAGAGAUUCAUCCAUCCACUUAAGUGACAAAAUUGCCUAAAUCCCUCCUUUAUAUAUAGCCUGUCCAUUCUCUCUAUGAACUUGUCUGAAGGACCAUGCACAUAUUAAAAAAGGGACAAAAAAAAAGUCUCUGCGCACAUUACAUAUGGCUUCUGUGAAUUUUUAAUCAUGCCAAUAAACAUACACAUGUACAAAAUAGUAAGCAAUGGGUGAGUUAGGAAGAGGAAAUUCAGCCAAAAUAAUCAUUUUGGCUGGAAGAUUUUGUGCAAAUAGAUGGUAAUAUUUCCUAUUUAUGAUUUAUAGGAAAGCUCUCCCAAACUCUGUUGAUUGUUCUCCAAGUGUUAGAAUUAUUUUCUUAAAAUUUAGAUAACAGUAGGUUUAAGAUGGUAGGGCUUUUAGUUUAUUUUGCCUUAUUGUCCCUCCCCCUACAAGAGUGCCCCAAAUCAAAUAUUAAUUGAUGAUCUAGAUUUCUUGAUGCUCAAGAUACUUAGCUUCACAGUUGGAUUGCCAAGCACAAAAUGAAAGAAUGCUUACUAUUUUGAAUGUUGUAAUUAUAGAUAUAUAUACAUAAACAAAAUGUCUGUUGAAUGUUUAACUGGUCAAAUAUAAUUCUGCCAGAGGGAUUUUUUUUUUUUUUUGGUAAUUUCCUUUGGUGGAAUAAACACAAGUAAAUCCAGUUUCCUGAAAUGAA